AAUCGGAUGCUAGUAGCGGAAACGUCAUGAAGUGACAGCAGACAGCAGCAGCGCCUGUGAGUGUUGAGCGCUGCAGCCGCCCCGUUUCCCCCUUCGAGCACCGAGGCGGAUAUCUCAACCGAGAGAGAGAGCCAUCGGACGAAAUCCAGUGCCCGUGUGGUCGAUCAGACCUCCGAUUCCCGGCCCAGCCAUGGACGAGCAGGCUGGCCCUGGUGUGUUUUUCAACAACAAUAACAAUUCGGUUCUUCCCGGCGGAGCGAAAGCGCCACAACCGGGCGACGGCGGCGGCGGAGAGGCGGCCCGAGCUCAGUACAGUGUCCCGGGGAUUUUACACUUUCUGCAGCACGAGUGGGCCCGUUUCGAGGUGGAGCGCGCGCAAUGGGAGGUGGAACGAGCCGAACUGCAGGCUCAGAUCGCGUUCCUGCAGGGCGAGAGGAAAGGCCAGGAGAACCUGAAGAAAGAUCUGGUGAGACGCAUUAAGAUGCUGGAGUACGCUCUAAAACAAGAGAGGGCAAAAUACCACAAGCUGAAAUAUGGAACCGAGCUGAAUCAGGGUGACAUGAAACCACCCAGUUACGACUCAGAUGACGGCAACGAGAACGAGACGCUUCCUGAACCGCCCAACAGUCAGCUGAGCUGGAAACAGGGCCGGCAGCUGCUGAGACAAUACCUGCAGGAGGUGGGCUACACAGACACCAUUCUGGAUGUGAAGUCCCAGCGGGUCAAAGCUCUGCUCGGACUGGCAGCAGACAGCGGAGAGAGACCCGGUGAUCAGAGACAGGAACCCAUGGUGAACGGAACUGAAGCGUCCUCACUGAAGGACAGCAGUAACACCAUGAUGGGUAAACCAGAGAUGUCCGACUCUGCCACGGUGCUCGAAGCCUUCAAGUUCAUCGAGAAAGCCGCUGCAGAGUUCACUGAUGAAGAUGAGGAUGAAGACAGUGAAGGACAAAACAAGACCAUCAUGGAGCUCGCCACCAUGGUGAGGAGGAAGGUGUCUCCGUCGCCCUCCUCUUCCUCAGCAGAUAUGAGCGAUGAUCUUGACACUGACGAGGUUCUGAAGGGUUUUGAUUUUCUGGCUAACAGUGAGGACAUGGAGGGUCCCACUGAAGCGCCCCCUGCUGGAGAGCGAGCUGACUGGGAGAAGGAAGAGAAGAGCCCUUUGUCUGAGGCGUGGGACGUGGAUGAGGGGCUGAUCUCUAAACUCAAGGAACAGUACAAGAAGGAGCGCAAGGGCAAGAAAGGGGUGAAGAGGCCCAACAGGUGUAAACUUCAGGACAUGUUGGCUAAUCUCCGUGACGCUGAGGAUUUAUCAUCCAUUCAGCCUCCGGUGGCACCGCCGGUUCGCCCGAGUCUGCCCCGUCUAAAUGAGCAUCAGCUGGGCCGCACGGACGAGGUUGAAGCCAUGACGUUCCCCCCCUCCUCGGGAAAGUCGUUUAUCAUGGGGGCAGAUGAGGCUCUGGAGACUGAACUGGGUCUCGGAGAACUCGCCGGUCUCACGGUGGCCAAUGAAGCUGAGAAUCUGUCUUAUGAUAUCACCACCAACAAAGAUGCCCUGCGCAAGACGUGGAACCCAAAGUUCACGCUGCGGAACCAUUUUGACUCCAUCCGCGGUCUGGCGUUCCACCCGGUGGAGCCGGUCCUGGUCACCGCGUCUGAAGAUCACACGCUGAAGAUGUGGAAUCUGCAGAAAACCGCUCCAACCAAGAAAUGUGCAGCUCUCGAUGUGGAACCCAUCUACACGUUCAGAGCUCACAGGGGUCCGGUUCUGUGUGUGGUGAUGAGUUCUAAUGGAGAUCAGUGUUUCAGCGGUGGAUUGGAUGGAACCAUUCAGAGCUGGAACACUCCCAAUCCAAACAUCGACCCGUAUGACUCGUAUGAGCCGUCUGUGCUGCGGGGGGCGCUGAGUGGUCACACAGAUGCUGUGUGGGGAUUGGUCUACAGCUCGGCUCAUCACCGACUCCUGUCGUGCUCUGCGGACGGGACGGUGAGACUGUGGAAUGCUGCGGAUACCUCACCGGCCAUCACAGUCUUCAAUGAGAGUAAAGAAAUGGGCAUCCCAUCAUCUGUGGAUCUGGUGUGCAGUGAUCCCGCUCACAUGGUCACUGCGUUCAGUAACGGCAGGAUGGGCAUCUUCAACAUGGAGACCCAACAGCUGAUUCUGGAGCUGGAGUCCCAGUCCGCCGGCAAACCUGGUACCUGUUCAAAAACUUCACUUACACAUACACACUGAUGAGAUGAAACUGAACUAA
This is a messenger RNA of Triplophysa rosa, 2252 nucleotides long. RefSeq names its product striatin-like. Bases 191 to 2233 code for a protein of 680 amino acids. Lineage: Eukaryota; Metazoa; Chordata; Actinopteri; Cypriniformes; Nemacheilidae. Gene Ontology annotation, molecular function: protein-containing complex binding; calmodulin binding; protein phosphatase 2A binding. The record is from RefSeq and is a predicted model, not a curated record. Gene Ontology annotation, cellular component: dendrite. The transcript has 15 exons.